AAACUUUUUUCAGAAAUUUUCGAAGUUUUUCACCAUGUGCGAUCGUCUUAUUUUGUCGGAUUGAAUUUUCUGUAGAUGUUAGAAUGAUAUAAACCAUAGUGAAUUUCUCAUCCUUGGAUUAAUUUUGUUGCGAAAAAAUGAAAAAGACGAAAAAAAUCGCACCUAAACCGUCAGCUGCCUCCGAUGACGAUUUAGAUGAUAGCUUAGGAGACUACCAAGAUAUCAAUAGCGACGGAGAUGAUUCCGACGAAUUACUUGAACAACUGAAUCAUGAAAGUGAAGAAUCCUCAGAGGAGGAAGUGCUCCCUAUUUACUCUGGCAGCGAUUCAGAAGACGAAAACGAAAACGAGGAGCAAUCUGACGACGAGAAUGAAGGAAUAUCUGAGAGUGAUAUUGAAAAUCCAGAUGAUGAUUUACCUAGCACUAAAGCAUGGGGAAAACACGCUAAAUCGUUUUAUAAUACCAAUCGUAUCGAUUCGAAGAAAAAAUAUGAUAAUGACGAAGAGGAAGAACUUGCAAAAAUGGAAGAAAUGGAGGCUCUCAAUAUUCAACAAAGAUUAUUGGGUGAAUUGGAGGGUGUGGAUUUAUCCUUAGAUCUCAUGUCCAGUGCUGUGGCUGCCAAACAAGCUAAAGAAGAUGAAUUUCAGGAGAAAGAUAAGGUUGUUGUUGAUUUGAGUCAAAUGAGCGAUUCUGAGAAAAGAAAUUUACUCAAAAAAGAUAGUCCAGAAAUUUUGAUUUAUAUCGACGACUAUAAAAGACUGAUGACCUACGUAAAUGAUGAUUUGUUACCAAUAUUGCCCAAAUUAAAGAAGAAAAAUGUCAAAGACUCAAGUGCCGUGGAAUUCAUUACAAUAUUUCAUCAAUUAAUUAUGAAUUACUGUACCAAUAUCGCCUUCUACUUCUUAUUGAAAACGCGAAAAACUGACACCACUUCACACCCAAUAUCUACUUGGCUUUCAAAGUACAAAGAAAUAUUGAACGAUUCUGAGUCAAUCUAUUUGAAAACUAUUAAGCCACAAUUAAAGGCUAUUCUGAGCGAAGCUCCCAAAACAGCUGCAAAAUCUCAAAAGAGGAAACUUAACGACGAGAAAUUUGUUGGAAUACUAAAGAAAAGUAAAAUUUCCGAUGAAAAGAAAACCAACGGUGCUGUUACUAAUGGAUCAGUUCCUGAAAAGUUACCGCAGUUGUAUGAUGAGCAGUCUGAAAGCGAAGAAGAAGAGAAAGAGAGUAAACGACCUAUCACAUAUGCAAUAGCGAAAAAUAAAGGAUUAACUCCUCAUCGUAAGAAGGAGUUGAGAAAUCCCAGAGUGAAACACAGAAUGAAGUAUAGGAAAGCUAAAAUACGAAGGAAGGGCCAGGUAAGAGAAGUGCGUAACGAAAUGCAGAAGUAUGCCGGAGAGAUAUCUGGUAUCAAAGCCAAUGUGGUCAAGAGUGUGAAAUUUAGAACAUAAAUUGUAAAUAAUUUUUUUAUUAAAAAUACAUGAAUUUUGUAAAAGAA
This is a messenger RNA of Planococcus citri (citrus mealybug), 1498 nucleotides long. It is a transcript of the gene Sas10, whose product is annotated as UTP3 small subunit processome component Sas10. The record is from RefSeq and is a predicted model, not a curated record. Lineage: Eukaryota; Metazoa; Arthropoda; Insecta; Hemiptera; Pseudococcidae. Gene Ontology annotation, cellular component: nucleolus; small-subunit processome. The transcript has 10 exons. The coding region runs from base 138 to 1451 and encodes 437 amino acids. Gene Ontology annotation, biological process: maturation of SSU-rRNA from tricistronic rRNA transcript (SSU-rRNA, 5.8S rRNA, LSU-rRNA).